AUGGAUGUCAACGACAACGAUCCUGGAAGAAGCUACAAUGUUCAUGGCACAAUGUUAGUCAUAGCUAUAGUAUCAGUAUCAUUCUUUGUAAUACUUGUCAUACUCGUUUUCAUAUAUGUAAGGUGUGUUCUUCAUCGUCAAGCCCGUCGUCGCACAGCCCUCGGACUGCUAGGCCUCCCUCAUGAACCACCAGUGACCGGACUUGAUCUAGCAAUCAUUGAAUCACUGCCGACUAUUGUUUUCAGACAUGACCUUAAGGACGGCGCUAUAGAGUGUGCAGUUUGCAUAAGUAACUUAGAGGAUGGCGAAAUGAUUAGAUUUUUACCAAAUUGCGAACACAAUUUCCAUGUAGCUUGUAUUGAUACAUGGUUAGGUACAAACACAACCUGUGCGGUUUGUAGGACUGUGGCAGAGCCAAUGAAGGUCGUGCUUACGCCUGUAGUAGCCACACCAGAAGCUGCGAAGCCUAUAGAUGUUGAAAGCACAGACAGAACAGGUGAGGAUUCGGGGAAGUACUUGGUUCAUCAUCAAGGUUAA
Messenger RNA from Daucus carota subsp. sativus, 537 nucleotides. Its product is annotated as RING-H2 finger protein ATL40. The transcript has a single exon. NCBI's taxonomy places the organism in Eukaryota, Viridiplantae, Streptophyta, Magnoliopsida, Apiales, Apiaceae. The record is from RefSeq and is a predicted model, not a curated record. Bases 1 to 537 code for a protein of 178 amino acids.